AUCGCAGAUCCGGUGGCCUCCGAAAGAGCUACCGAUCUCUUAACCUCUUGGGCUCUCAAACCGCUCGCUAUUUCUCGGACACCGUCUCGUCGUCUCGAUAUCAGACGAUCACCUUCCGCCCGCGACGUGCUCGACGGAAUGGCGCCGCAGCGGGCGCCGUCGGGUGCUCUGUCUCCGUCGCCGUUGAUCAUCAGGAGCCACCAAGACUGCCCGCCGCCGCCCUGACAUGAGAACGCAACCGGUGCAAGUCCACAGUUCCACAUCUGGCCUGCCAUGCCGCCCCCUUGACGUCUACCUAGAUGCCAUCGGCUCCGGAUCCUCCGUGACUUCCGCAGAGAUUUGGCAGGCGCUCUACUGUGCCCGCGCGCUGUUUCUUGGCAAAUUGGCAUGGCAAGACAACAAGUCAAAGGAGCGAGACGGAACCCGGCGACAAGCGACAUGGGGACCCCGGCCGGACUCGCCGAUCCAGCACGAGCUCGAGCUGAACAUGGCAUGCCGAGACGUCCCGUCCCGUUCGUCCGCAUCUCCGCCGCGUGCCCAACUCUCAAUCGAUUGCUCCGUUGACGCUGCCGCCGUGCACGCCCGCUGGCACUGGACGGGCACACACACACAGGUUGGUAGAGCUCCUCCCCAUUUUUUCCCCUCUUCUGCAUGCGCCCGCACAAGUACCGCAUCACAUUGUCAAUUCAUCAUCAAGUGCUGUUCCUGCAAGAUGCUAACCCGCUAGCGUACUGUACCUAGUACAUAUAUUCCUGGGUCAAUGACCGCAACGCUUCACCGGCAUGGUGGAUUACUCUGAAAGGAGAUCCGCCUGCUUUUCAACCAUCUCCCGAGUGGAAAGCUGGUCUCAGACUCAACAGCUGAUUGGAGUGGACAUCUCGUUUGCUGAGGUGUAUGUUACUGCUGCUGCAUGGGAAAAAAAGGUUUGGCUGGUGCACCCGUGCACAUGGUUAACCCCCUGUUGCUUGCUACCGCAGCCAGGUUAGUGGGUGCUCACUCAAAUCUGCUGAUCACUAUUUGUGGCUUGUUAUGCAUUUCUCCGAACGUUGAAAAGACUGAAUAAGGGGAAGUUGGUGGGCUGCGUGUCCAGAGGAAUUAUGAAGAGAUUUGAAUCAUAGUAUCGACUGAAAAGGUUUAAGGUUGUAAUAAAAGAAUAUCAGCACACCUUUUGCAUCUCUAAGUUAUAAUAAUUUAGAAGGCUUUGCAUAGCAUGUUGUGAUGUUAGUUACUUUUAGUUUUUUUUUGUCUAGUAUCAGAAAUUCUCCACAUUUUCCUUAGUUUUCUAUUAUACAGAAAAGAUCUUUUAGGUAGUUCUUUGUCCUCUAUGUUUUUAAACAAAACAGAAUGUGCCGUACCCUUGAUUUUUUUUUACAAGGGAAAGACAUUAUCCUACCCUCCUUUUUUUAUAGGGAAAGACAAUAUCCUUUAUCGAAAUUCACUUGAGCAGCAAACAGAAGGUGAUGAAGGUUUAAUUCGAUGUAAGAAGCGUACAAGCAAGCAAGAGCGCAGUGUGAAGGAGGCACAAGUCAAACCCAGAUCAAUCAGGAACCAGUACUAAAUUGUUCGGAUGUCAAAGAAAGUCAACAUUGGACCAAUGAUGCAACCAUCCCAGCAGCCGCAAGUCACUGUCCUCAUGUCGCCGAACCGACGGGCACACCACUAGGCGGUCUGAACUCUGAAGGCUGAACCUGAAAGGAGGGCGUGGUUGCGCAUGAUGAGAACUGGGAAGGCUAACCAGAUAGCCGUCUGUCCCUAUCUGCAUGGACUCUCUCUAUCCAUGGAAUCACUUUGUGUGUGCAGCAGCAGCUGCUGCAUUUGAACUUCAGGAAGCAAAGCCAAGUGCGAGCUGGUGAGCCCCAUCUCCCGUCCCGUGCAUGCUGCUGCUUGGGCAACAACUCUGUGCAUAUGAAGGGUAGCACCACAGCCAUGGCAACAACACAAAUCUUCUCAGCUGCCGAGUAGCAUCCUGUGAGCACAUCUUCUCCUAGCUCACACAGAUACAUGAAAGUAUGAAACCAUCUUAGCAAUGGCUAUCAAGAAGGGCAGCUCUCCUCUGCGUGUUCUUGCUGAUCUAUCCUUGUUCUUCUGCAUUCUGCUUACACCUAUAUGCUCAGCUACACCAGCCACAGCUCCUGCUACUCUCCUGCAAGUGAAAUCCAGCCUCACUGAUCCUGAAGGCGUCCUUUCUGGCUGGUCGCCGGAAGCCGAUGUGUGCUCAUGGCACGGCAUUACAUGCCGGCCAGGGGAGGUGGGCAUUGUCACAGGCCUCAACCUAUCCGGGUACGGCUUGUCAGGUGUGAUACCUCCGGCGAUCGGUGGACUCAUCUCCGUCGAGUCCAUCGACUUGUCUUCCAACUCCCUCACCGGGCCGAUCCCGCCGGAGCUGGGCAUGCUGGAGAGCCUGAGGACGCUGCUCCUCUUCUCCAACUCCCUCACCGGCGCCGUCCCGCCGGAGCUCGGCCUCCUCAAGAACCUGGAGGUGAUCAGGAUCGGCGACAACAGGCUGCACGGCGAGAUCCCGCCGCAGCUCGGCAACUGCACCGAGCUGGAGACGCUCGGCCUGGCCUACUGCCAGCUCAAUGGCACCAUUCCCGCCGAGCUCGGCAACUUGAGGCGCCUGCAGCACCUGGCCCUGGACAACAACACCCUCACCGGCGGUAUCCCGGAGCAGCUCGCCGGUUGCGCGAGCUUGCGCGUUCUGUCACUGGCCGACAACAUGCUGCAAGGCACCAUUCCUUCGUUCAUUGGAAGCUUCAGCGAUCUCCAGUCUCUGAAUUUGGCAAACAAUCAGUUCUCCGGUGGGAUUCCGGCGGAGAUCGGCAACCUCUCCAGCUUGACAUACCUCAACCUGCUCGGCAACGGCCUGACCGGCGCCAUCCCGGAAGAACUGAACCGGCUGAGCCAGCUUCAGGUUCUGGACUUGUCCAUGAACAACAUUUCUGGAAAGCUCAGUAUCUUCGCAGCACAGCUGAAGAACCUGAAGUACCUUGUGCUGUCUGGCAAUAUCCUUGAUGGCGCCAUCCCUCAAGACCUAUGCGCCAGCGACUCGUCUAGCCUGGAGAACCUGUUCCUCGCCGGCAACAACCUUGGAGGCGGCAUCGAGGCCCUGCUCAACUGUGGAUCUCUGCAGGCCAUCGACGUGUCGAACAACAGCCUCACCGGAGCAAUACCGCCGAGCAUCGACCGGCUGUCGGGGCUCAUCAACCUUGCUCUGCACAACAACAGCCUCACCGGCGUCCUGCCCCCGCAGAUAGGGAACCUGAGCAACCUGGAGACCCUGUCUCUGUUUCACAAUGGCCUCACCGGCGAGAUACCGCCGGAGAUUGGCAGGCUUCAGAAGCUCAAGCUCUUGUUCCUCUACGAGAACCAGAUGUCCGGAGCCAUCCCUGAUGAGCUCACCGACUGCACGAGCUUGGAAGAGGUGGACUUCUUCGGCAACCACUUCCAUGGCCCCAUCCCUGAAAGGAUUGGAAACCUGAAGAAUCUGGCCGUGCUCCAGCUCCGGCAGAACGACCUGUCAGGCUCCAUCCCGGCGAGCCUCGGCGAGUGCAGGAGCCUCCAGGCGCUGGCAUUGGCGGACAACCGGCUCUCCGGCGCGUUGCCGGAGACACUCGGGCAGCUGGCCGCGCUCAGCGUGGUCACCCUGUACAACAACUCCCUCGAGGGCCCCCUGCCGGAGUCGCUGUUCCAGCUCAAGAACCUGACGGUGAUCAACUUCUCGCACAACCGGUUCUCCGGCAGCCUCGUCCCCGUCCUCGGCUCCAGCUCCCUCGCCGUGCUGGCGCUCACCAACAACAGCUUCUCCGGGGUGAUUCCGGCGGCGGUCGCGCGGUCGAGGAGCAUGGUCCGGCUCCAGCUCGGCGGCAACCGGCUCACCGGGGCAAUCCCGGCCGAGCUGGGCAACCUGACGCGGCUCAGCAUGCUUGACCUUUCGCUCAACAACCUCUCCGGCGACAUCCCGGUGGAGCUCUCCAGCUGCGCGCAGCUCACGCAUCUGAAGCUCGACGGGAACAGUCUGACCGGCAGCGUCCCUUCCUGGCUCGGGGGCCUGCGGGCCCUCGGCGAGCUGGACCUCUCGUCGAACGCGUUGACCGGUGGCAUCCCGGCGGACCUUGGCAACUGCUCGGGCCUCCUCAAGCUGUCGCUCGGCGACAACCGCCUCUCCGGCAGCAUCCCGCCGGAGAUCGGCCGGCUGACAUCUCUCAAUGUUCUGAACCUGAACAAGAACAGCCUCGCCGGCGCCAUACCGCCGGCGCUCCGGCGAUGCAACAAGCUGUACGAGCUGAGGCUGUCGGAAAACGCGCUGGAGGGGCCGAUCCCGCCGGAGUUCGGGCAGCUGUCGGAGCUGCAGGUGAUACUGGACCUGAGCCGGAACAGGCUGUCCGGCGAGAUCCCGGCGUCCCUGGGCGACCUCGUGAAGCUGGAGCGGCUGAACCUGUCGUCCAACCGGCUGGGCGCCGAGAUACCGCCGUCGCUGCCGCGGCUGACGAGCCUGCACCUCCUGAACCUGUCGGACAACCUCCUCUCCGGCGCGGUGCCCGCGGGGCUGUCGGGCUUCCCGGCCGCGUCGUUCGCCGGCAACGACGAGCUCUGCGGCGCGCCGCUGCCGCGGUGCGCGGCGUCGUCGGCGCCCAGGCCGCUGCCGGGCGCGGAGGUGGCCGCGAUCGUGGCGGGCAUCGCCGCGGUGUCGGCGGCGGUGUGCGUGGCGCUGCUCUACACCAUGCUGCGCGUGUGGAGCAACUGGCGGGCGGUGUCCGUGUCGAGCUCCGACGGCGAGGAGUCGGCGCACGGCGGCGGGCGCGACAAGUGGGGCGCGGCCGCCGCCGGGGACGGCAAGUACUGGAAGGUGGGGUCGCCGGUGUCGUCGUCGGCCGAGGAGAAGCACAGCUCGGGGUCCGAGACCAGCGUGCUCCGUGGCAAGUCGACGGAGGCCGCCGGCGCCGCCAAGAGCUAGCUACGAGCCGGUUGCUUGCCUGUAUCUAUGAUGCGUUGUCUGCUGAAAAAUGUUUAUGUGCCAAUGCUUUUAUGUCUGUUUCGCCAUCCCAUCAUCUCGUGUUAUUGUUUUCUCCAUUGAUCU
Panicum virgatum (switchgrass) is the source of this 5077-nucleotide messenger RNA. RefSeq names its product LRR receptor-like serine/threonine-protein kinase GSO1. The record is from RefSeq and is a predicted model, not a curated record. The transcript is spliced from 4 exons. NCBI's taxonomy places the organism in Eukaryota, Viridiplantae, Streptophyta, Magnoliopsida, Poales, Poaceae. Bases 2027 to 4954 code for a protein of 975 amino acids. Gene Ontology annotation, molecular function: protein binding.